AGACAGUUUGCCUCGCGCGCUCCUGGAUUCAAGCACAGAGCAGAGCAGACGCUCGCUACUUGAAAUGAUAGAACGAUAUCGGACAAACGUAAUCCAUGAAGAUAAAGGAGAUUUUUAUCGCAGUAAAUAAACACACCAGGACAAUGCGGCUAUGCAUAGGUAUCGCAGCCGCGUUGACUAUUCUUAUUCCUGUGAUAUACCAAGCCAUACCGAACGAGCACAAGUACAAGCCUGUGCGUUUGCUCUAUGAUGACGCUUUCUUAAGAAUGGAAGGUAUGAGGAAUCGCACACCCGCCUGGACGGCUUUCCGAGACAAGACCUUCGAGCCACUUCUUGAGGCUUUCCGGAAGGUGGCGCAUAACUCUACGGGUCCAACGCCAGCUUUCAGGAGCGGUGCCAUCCCGAAGUUCCUGCUGUGGUCGGAGCCCUUCAUUGCCAACUUCUGGAUGGCCCAGACCGAGGACGUGCGCAAAGGGCGAUGUCCGCUUCCUUGCGAGGUCACUUUCGACCAAAAGGAGGUAAGGAGCGCGGACGCCGUGCUCAUUUACAUCCGGUUUUUGCCGAAGCGGCCCCUGCAGCUGCCGGCGCUCGAGCCCCGCGACCCCCGGCAGCCCUGGAUCGCGCUCAGCUUCGAGGCGCCUCCGAGAGCCAACAAAAACUUCUACGACGACUUCCACCUCCUCAACGGCGCCUUCAACCGCACCAUGCUUUACCGGCGCGACGCUGAUGUGGUCGUGCCACACGGCUUCGUAGUCGGGCGCGGCGAGGAGGCCGACCUUCUGCCGGAGAUAUGGCAUGGCCCGCCUAUCUCUAAGAUCCCCUCCCGUGAGCGCAAAAUUGCGGUCGCUUUUAUUUCAAACUGCAAAGCUGAAAGCGGCCGCUUGGAAUAUACACGUAGUGUGCAACAAUACAUUUCUGUGGACAUUUAUGGAAAGUGCGGCCCCCUCAAGUGCGGCCACUCAAUGUACGUCCAACACAGGUACAGCCCCAUCACAGACAAGUGCCUAAUGAAUGCCGGCAUGAAGUACCUCUUUUACUUCGCCUUCGAAAACUCUUUGUGUAAUGAUUACGUCACAGAAAAACUUUACAACAUACUAUACUAUCCCAUAGUGCCAGUGGUUCUCGGGGCAGCUAAUUAUUCCACUCUGCUUCCACCCAAUUCAUUCAUCGACGCUCGGAGGUUCUCGCCCGUACAGCUAGCGACUUUGCUCCGCCGUCUGUCGCAGUCGCCAAAGGAGUACCAGAAGUACCACGAGUGGCGCCAGCAUUACCACGUAUCUCUGUGGGGGGGACAAAGAACCUUGUGCCACCUGUGCGUCCGCCUGCACGACCCCACCUUCUACAGCACCCAUGUCGUCCACGAUUUCCAGCGUUGGUUUGUUAAUGAAUCUCAGUGCGGGUGGAAGUAACAGAGCGCCAGGUUGCUUUGUCGAUUUUUUGACGGAUUACAUUCUUAGCGCAGGUUGUCAGUUCUGUUGCUGGCGAAGAUGGACUUACCAUACACUUUAUAUGCUUGUGAGUGUAUACAUUAUACAUAAAUACAUACAAGCUACAGAGACAGACAGGCACGCAAACAGACGGAAACAGACAGACAGUCAGACAAACAAACAGACGGAAAGACAGACAAAGACAGAUGGCCGGUUUGUUAAAAUUACGAGGCCCGACCUCAUGAAUACUCAUGGGCGUGUAUAUACACGGAAAUAAAUGCUUACACAUCUG
Messenger RNA from Penaeus monodon (black tiger shrimp), 1719 nucleotides. Its product is annotated as alpha-(1,3)-fucosyltransferase C-like. Gene Ontology annotation, molecular function: alpha-(1->3)-fucosyltransferase activity. The record is from RefSeq and is a predicted model, not a curated record. The coding region runs from base 96 to 1409 and encodes 437 amino acids. The transcript has 6 exons. NCBI's taxonomy places the organism in Eukaryota, Metazoa, Arthropoda, Malacostraca, Decapoda, Penaeidae. Gene Ontology annotation, cellular component: membrane.